Ostrea edulis (European flat oyster) is the source of this 1675-nucleotide messenger RNA. Its product is annotated as 2-aminoethanethiol dioxygenase-like. The transcript has a single exon. The record is from RefSeq and is a predicted model, not a curated record. Gene Ontology annotation, molecular function: oxidoreductase activity, acting on single donors with incorporation of molecular oxygen, incorporation of two atoms of oxygen. NCBI's taxonomy places the organism in Eukaryota, Metazoa, Mollusca, Bivalvia, Ostreida, Ostreidae. Gene Ontology annotation, cellular component: mitochondrion. Bases 105 to 812 code for a protein of 235 amino acids.
CGGUUUAAUAUUUAUUGUGUUGUAGUUUCGGUUUGGUUUCCUUCUCGUGUCUUUCCAGACUCCGUGUGGGAACUUGAUAAGUUGAUAUCCAGCGCGGCGUCAUCAUGACAUUCCCAAUACAGAAAGUUUUAAAAACUGCGCAUUCGAUAUUUUCUAAGUUAUCUAAGGGUGUGACUUUCGACACAGAAUCACUGUUGCCAAUCAAAUCAUUGUUAAAUCAAAUACGAAUGGCUGACGUCAACUUUGAGCCUUCCGUGUUUCGGAGAGGAGUCACUCCCUUUCAAGCGCCUGUUUCAUACGUCAAGUUAUACGAAGACAGAGUAAUGAGUGUUGGAAUAUUCGUGAUGAGGAGGGGUGCUAAGUUGCCCCUCCAUGACCACCCCGGGAUGUAUGGUUUGUGUAAACCUAUUUAUGGAGAAAUGAAAGUGAACAGCUACAGUCGAGCGGCUAUGUCGGAGGAAGAUAUACUGAGGAAAAAGAGCACACUGUCUGCAUCCAAAGAAAAUUUACUCCCGGUUCGUAGAAAGGACAGCAUAUGCUUGUCGGAGGAAGAUGAAUGUUGUGUUCUGACUCCAGAGUCGGGGAACUUUCACGAAAUCAGUGCCGUGGGCGAUCUGGCAGCCUUUUUGGACAUUUUGGCCCCACCAUAUGACUACGAAACGAUGACCAGAACAUGUCAGUAUUAUGUGCUUUUGGAGGAAAAUGAGAUAUCGAAUGAUUCCUCCAUCGAGUGGCUGUGUGAAAUUGAUGAACCUGGGAACUUUUGGUGCGACACAUCGGAGUAUAAGGGACCACCAUUAGAUGGCCUGUGAAUACUGCAUUGAUUAAACUUUGCUUAUCUUAAACAUGCUUUCAGUUUUUAAUUAUGAACAUGAUUACAUGGCAUUUACAGUUGGUACCAGUAAUUUUUAUUGUAUAGCAUUAUCAUGAUUAAAUUCAUGUAACCAAUGACAAAAUAUUUGCAGGCAAUUAAAUUGUUUUGACAUUUCAUUCAUUUAAUCUACCAGUAUAUGAUAAAUCCUUUAUAUGCAUAAAUGUAUUGUGGUAAUUAGAAGAGAUAUAGAACUGUACUUCUAAUUGCUAGCAACGGUUACUGAGUCUGGGUACCUACCCUACCUCGUAGCACGAAGGGAGACAAUAGGCAUGGUUUGUGACAAUGUUUCAAGGCUGACAUAAUACAUAUGAUAUAUGUAUACACAGUUUCACUCGCAAGCAUUGAUACUCAUGUGCAUCAUAUGCAUGUAAUAUUAACAUGAUUUUAUAGGCAACUUUUGUUUAUUUUUAGCCAUUACCAAUCAGUCAUGGGCAUACAUGUACAUUACAUAUAUUAAACAGUAUAGUCAGAGGAGUGAGAGGAACCUAUUGUGGUGGCAAAAAUCAUGUGAUUAACUUUGACUCAUUAUUUAUGACCCCCAAAAUGUUAAAAUAUAUUAAUAAAGGAAUCAAUAUUCUUCACAAUUAACAAUAUUGUCUAAAGAUAUUGUAACCUCUUUAUAUAAUUACUAUGUAAAAUUUAAAGCUUUAGUAGUAUAUUAAUUUUUUCAGCAGUAAUUUUAAGUAGACUGAAAGAAAAUGUUUUAUAGAUCAAGGUUGUAUCUGUUUUCAUGGAAUAGUUAUUUUGUUCUUUUAUGUCAACCAUUGAUAUGAAGUUUUACAAUAAAAAUACUGAACAUUU